Dendrobium catenatum is the source of this 860-nucleotide messenger RNA. Its product is annotated as 60S ribosomal protein L9. Gene Ontology annotation, biological process: cytoplasmic translation. Lineage: Eukaryota; Viridiplantae; Streptophyta; Magnoliopsida; Asparagales; Orchidaceae. Gene Ontology annotation, molecular function: structural constituent of ribosome; rRNA binding. The record is from RefSeq and is a predicted model, not a curated record. The coding region runs from base 69 to 641 and encodes 190 amino acids. Gene Ontology annotation, cellular component: cytosolic large ribosomal subunit; ribosome. The transcript is spliced from 3 exons.
AUUCGUUAGGGUUUCCCCUCCGCCUCACUUUUAGUUCUCCUAGGAGAGUCGUACUUGGUAACGCGAAGAUGAAGACGAUUCUCUCGUCUCAGACAAUGGACAUCCCGGAGGGGAUCACUGUCAAGGUGAAGGCAAAGAUUGUGGAGGUCGAGGGGCCGCGCGGAAAGCUUUCGCGCAAUUUUAAGCACCUGAAUCUUGACUUCGAACUCAUUGAGGGCGGAAAGAAGCUCAAGGUGGAUGCCUGGUUUGGUUCCCGGAAGGCGACGGCUUCGAUACGCACGGCGAUUAGUCACAUCCAGAAUUUGAUCACAGGAGUAACGAAAGGCUAUCGGUACAAGAUGCGAUUCGUCUAUGCACACUUUCCCAUCAAUGCCAGCAUCACCAAUUCCAAUACCUCCAUCGAGAUCAGAAACUUCCUUGGCGAGAAGAAGGUUCGAAAGGUGGAUAUGCUUGAAGGAGUGUCGAUCGUCCGGUCUGAAAAGGUUAAGGAUGAACUAGUCCUUGAUGGAAAUGACAUUGAGCUUGUCUCUCGUUCUGCUGCCUUAAUUAAUCAGAAGUGCCAUGUUAAAAACAAGGACAUCAGAAAGUUUCUUGAUGGUAUCUAUGUGAGUGAGAAGGGAUCAAUUGCAGAUGAUCAGUAGUUGCUUAUAUGUUUUUAAAGAUAAUCAAUCAUUCAAGUAUUUAACAUUGAUGAAGUCUAGUUUAUGUUUCUGUUUGAUUGUUCCAUCUUCUUAUUUUUGCCAUGUUAGUGAACUUAUGCUGUUGUUUUUGUUUCCAUGUUUCUAUUGUAUCAACUAUGAUCUUGUGGUUCUUGAAUAUUUCUUUUUUGUUGACAAUCAGAAUUAUUAUUUCAAAUUAAA